This is a messenger RNA of Sebastes umbrosus (honeycomb rockfish), 3447 nucleotides long. RefSeq lists its product as uncharacterized. The transcript is spliced from 15 exons. The record is from RefSeq and is a predicted model, not a curated record. The coding region runs from base 60 to 2957 and encodes 965 amino acids. Lineage: Eukaryota; Metazoa; Chordata; Actinopteri; Perciformes; Sebastidae.
AUCUUGCAGGUUGAUGUGAGCGGCAGAAAAUCUCCAGACAGAAGUGAGUUUGGGGCAUCAUGGCUUCCACACUGCUGCUCCUGCUUCAGCUGCUCCUGGUCUCACUGGCAUCGGCAUCACAUUACUUUGGGGGAACCGCGACCUUCGCCUACAAAGGAAGAAACCCUGAUGGAACAUUUCAGGUGGACAUUCGCAACAGGCACACCUUCGAUGGGUGUUAUUUCUCCCACUACUGGUAUUGUCUCAACGGCUACUGUGGCACGAACUCCAGAACUCAGAGAGGCGUACUUGACAGGAGCACCAAUGCACCACGAUAUAACGGCCAAUGGUGUGAAACGGAAACAGUCAGUACAAGAAAUGUCCCGAGUGACAAACCUUUCCAAUUGAGGGCAUAUAGCUGUUGUUGGAUCCGAAGACGUGACCUGGGUAAUUAUUGGACAUUACUGACUUCAGUGGAUUUGGGAUCACGAUCUGACACUGGAGAACCAAACCGAUCACCAGACAUUGCCAUUCUACCGUUCCUACGAGUUCCCCAGAACUGCCCACGGACAUACAAACUGAUGUCUUUUGAUCCUGAUGGCGACAAAGUUCGAUGCAGAUAUGGAAAUAUCAGAUAUGUAGAGUGCGGCUCUUGUAACCAACCUUCUGGCUUUGUCUUAGAUCAGGGCUCUUGCACAUUACACUACAACUUCUCCUAUGCCGACCCCAGAGUUUAUGGAUUUGAGUUGGUGGUGGAGGACUUCCCACAGAGGCACAUCACUCUGGCCUAUACUGAUGGAUCCCAAUCCUCCAGGGCUCCACUGAAUGUGAGGAGAAAGAGGCAAGCCACAACUACAACCACGGGACCAACCACCACACCCACAUGGUGGUGGUGGCAAUCGGGGUCCACAACUGCAGCACCAUCUACAACCACGGGACCAACCACCACACCCACAUCGUGGUGGUGGUGGCGGCAAACGGGGUCCACAACUGCAGCACCAUCUACAACCACGGGACCAACCACCACACCCACAUGGUGGUGGUGGCAAUCGGGGUCCACAACUGCAGCACCAUCUACAACCACGGGACCAACCACCACACCCACAUGGUGGUGGUGGCAAUCGGGGUCCACAACUGCAGUACCAUCUACAACCACGGGACCAACCACCACACGCACAUGGUGGUGGUGGCAAACGGGGUCCACAACUUCAGCACCAUCUACAACCACGGGACCAACCACCACACCCACAACCCCAUGGAGUACCACAACUGCAGCAACAACCACACACAUAACCACGGUACCAUAUAGGUAUACUACAACCACAAGUACAGCACCAACCACAACUGCAGCACCAACCACAACUACAGCACCAACUACAACCGCAGCAACAACCACAACCGCAGCAACAACCACACGCAUAACCACCAUACCACAUUGGCAUACUACAACCACACCUACUACAACCACUCCACUGUACACUGGCACCACUCCUCUCAGUAAACUACCUUUGCAAUUCUCCUUUCUUGUGGACCCACCUGCUCCCUCAUGCCAGGAGGGACAUUACUUGCCAAAGUUUGUGCACCCAACACCUGAAAAUGGAGAACGUCUCGUAGCAGAGGUCGACAAAGAAUUGGAGAUCAGAGUCAAAGCACAAGCUGCAUACGCAACAAUACAUGAUAUCAUCAUCAGUGGGCCACUGAAUAUCAGCAAGCACAGGACCACACAUGGCGAGUUUGUCAUUAGGUGGACGCCUAUCGCAGAUGACCAGGGAGAUCAUUACCCGAUCUGCUUUGCUGUUGAAGCAGUGAGCGGGUCUGCUGUAACCACCGUUCACACCACCACAAACCAUCACAGUCAUCACCACCACACCCCAUCUUCACAGUCUGGCAUCUAUCAGUCCGAGAUGAGGUGUGUUCUGGUGAAAGUCCAGAAUAACCAAGUUAACUCCCAUGUGAUCUGCAAUGAGUCAUCAAUGACAGUAUCAGUUGAGAAAUCUUCAUUCCGUGGAGGACUCCAUGAGGAUCAUUUACAGCUCAGUGACCCCUCCAACAUCGCCUGCAGCUUCCAGGAACACUCCAACAGCACUCACGUCAUCGCUGUCGUCCCCCUCAACGCUUGUGGCACUCAGAUUGAGGAAGAUGAUGACAACCUAAUGUUCAAGAAUGUAAUCACCACGGUCGACAACACAGCAGACCUGAUCACCAGGAAGCACCUGCUGAAGCUGCAGUUUGAAUGCCAGUACCCCAAACGUGGAAACGUGACACGAAGCUUUACAGCACACAGGGACAAUAUCUGUGUGUGGGAGAAAGGCUUCGGCAGGUUUACCUACCAGUUUGAGUUCUAUCCUGACAGAAAUUUCCAAACCAUGAGGGAUCCAAAUUCAUACCCUCUAGAGUAUGACAUAGGGAACAGGAUUUACAUGCAGAUAGAGGCCACCUCCUCAGGCAACAACACUGAGCUGUUUGUGGAGUCCUGCACAGCUGCACCAUACGACAACCCAAACUACCGGCCAACCUACUCCAUCAUUGAUAAUGGGUGUAAUGUGGACUCGACUGUUGAAGUAUAUUCCUCCGCCAACAAGACACAGUUCAGGUUCAGCAUAGAGGCCUUCAAGUUCAUCGGCUUGCACGACCAGGUUUACAUCAGCUGUUCAGUCCUGAUGUGUGAAGCAGGGAGCCAGGGCACCAGGUGCUCGAAGGGAUGCAUGAGCAGCUCACCAUGGGGAGGCGGUCAUAGCCAUCACCGCCGAAAGAGAGAGGCUGUCACUCAGAGUUCAAGGCACUUUCUUUCCCAGGGUCCCCUGCGUUUAAGGAGAUCAGCAGAGAUAAUCGGAAGCCCAGUGAUCAACCUGAAUCUGAACCUGGUAUUCAUCGCUGGAUGUCUUCUUGCAGCCGUUGGCAUGAUCAGUGCAGUGGCCAUUUACAAAACCAAAGUGUCAAAGGUCAAAUACCAACCUUUGACCACAGAUGAAAGUUAAGACAGUGGUGUGUUCAGAAUACAAAUUCUGUAUUAAUUUCAUUUUACUACAUAAAGCUUUUUUGAUUAAUUUUGCUUUCAGAUAUUGAGUGUUCAUAUAUCUAAUUAUGUGCCCAUUUAAAUGAAUUGAUUUCAUAUUGUGACCUUCAGAAAUGUCUACUGCUAUAUAAGAGGAAAUACUUCAGCGAGGAAAAAUCUGUGUCUGUGCAAAGAGGAAAGUAGAAAGGCAGUUUUAUAUUAAUCAACACUGAAAGGAUGAUCAACAAAUACUGCAGAUGCUGGGUGAUUGUUCAAAUGUGGUGUUUGCCGUUGUUUACCGUGGAAUCCCAUGCUAUUAUAUAAUACAGUAUGAUUUAAUACAAGUAUCUUGAUUGAUAUGUGUAGUCCGACCCAAUCAUAAUCAUUUCUUUAUAUGCCAAAAGCCCUUUACGAAUAGACCAAAGUAGAUUACUUGCUUAAUGGAUCAAUAAAAACUUAUAUUCUCUUCCAUA